Messenger RNA from Alternaria alternata, 1137 nucleotides. RefSeq lists its product as hypothetical. Bases 236 to 982 code for a protein of 248 amino acids. The transcript is spliced from 2 exons. The record is from RefSeq and is a predicted model, not a curated record. Lineage: Eukaryota; Fungi; Ascomycota; Dothideomycetes; Pleosporales; Pleosporaceae.
AGUGCAUCGACAGAACUAGAGGGCAAUGCCCUCCAAGAAGAAAGGCAGCUUGUGCUGCAUCUCCACGGGUACAACGAGGCGACGUUAUGCUACACCCGUUUGGUGCGAGUACCAUGAGUGUGACAACUUACUGGUAUAGACAAUCACCGUCAGGAUGCGCUAGGAAGUCCUCUAUCUGAACUCUCACUCAUUCUUCCCUGUUCGCCCGAAUAUCUCUUCUUGAUCAACCAGCAAUAUGAACGCCCUCGAUUUUCUAGUCGACUUCGCAACUCUUGUGAGCACUUCGGAAGCCUUGAGACCAGGCUAUGAUGGAAAUAACAUCGAUCCAAUGCGCAGUAAAAUGGACUUGGUUCCAGAGCGGGGUGCCCGUCUCAUAGAGAAAUUACUCCCCAUCAACGGAGAGCGGCCGGUCAAUACAACUCAAUUUCGGUCCAACAUGGCGCCAUCCUUGUCGCAAAGUACCUUCUCAGCCUAUGUAGUCGACCGACCUAGCUCAAACACCCAUCGUCAUGAUCCGUACGAAGAAUUCCUUGCGGUUCCCUCAAACCCUCACAUGAGUCAACCUUUCGACCAGUUCCUUCAUCAAAACCCAGGGCUCGGUCUUUCUUUUGUGACUGACAACGACAUGAGCUACCCUGCUUGCGAGUGUGAGAGGUUUACCCAGUGGAUUCCGAAUCAUGAGACGGGCUAUUCGCUGCCGACAAAGCCAGUAUCGUGGAACCAUGUUCAGCCAUAUCAACAGCCACCGGAUCAUGAUAUGCAAUUCCUAGAAACACAGUUCGUACCCCUUGUGGGAGAAACUCGAGUCCAGUCAUCGCAGUGUAUGGACGCAGCGUGCCAUUGCCAAUACACUCCGCCACAUCAACAACCUGUGAGCAACGAUUACGCACCGACAUUUCCAAGACUUGUCUGGGGAUCGCAUACAUCGAUAUAUGAUAGGAAAUGUUGGAAAGAAGACGAUGAGUGGACGUGGAAAUGCUAGGGAUUAUACCGAAGUGAACCGGAUGUAGUGCGUGCAUGUGUACUAAGAGGUAGUGCAGAUAUCGAUACAGACUUAGAUUGCGCAUAGCCUGCGACUGGUGGCGUUACUUAAGUUGACUAUAUACAAUGUGACCAAUGCCUUCUAAAGAUACUUUG